This is a messenger RNA of Mercenaria mercenaria, 933 nucleotides long. RefSeq lists its product as uncharacterized. The coding region runs from base 283 to 933 and encodes 216 amino acids. The record is from RefSeq and is a predicted model, not a curated record. Lineage: Eukaryota; Metazoa; Mollusca; Bivalvia; Venerida; Veneridae. The transcript is spliced from 4 exons.
GUUAGAAGACGAGAAGUUUCAGUAAUUGUUAACUUCUCUUGAGAAAAUACGCACUUAUUAAUCAGCACCGAGUAGGACAAGUUUAGAGGACGUUUUCCCGAAUCCAUCGGUGUUGGUGGCAAUAAACCAAUGCCUAUAAAAUGAUGGAAAAAUGGCGUGCAAUGAUAUUAACGAUGCGGUGUUAAUGACCGGAACUAUACGAGAAAUGUAAAUAAAGAAAGAGGAUUUAGGCAAACCUGAAAUAUUGGACAGUAGACAUCAUUUAAUUGUCUGUUCUGUAGAAUGAGUGGAACACAUCUUCCUGGGCUGUCAACAAGAUUAAAGGCUAGCGCUGAUACUCGAGUCCGAGUUGUUGAGAUUGCUAGUAGCCACUCUCCUAACCAGGUUCCAAGUCCAGAUAUAGAAGAUGACCAGAAACGUUGGCUUAUCGUUGGAAUUUGCCUGCAUAGUGUGGUAUCUCCAGCAUUACGACAGUAUAUCCCGCCUGUUGUUAGCAAGCUGUACAGUAACUUACAACAGUCAGAUCAGAUUCAUACGCAGACAUACACCAACUAUUUGAAACAAUACAGAACCACAAACAAAGAACUUAAUUAUGAAGCAAUUAACAACAAUGCAGCAAUACCUAAAGUUAGGGGAAAGAAGGAUGUACAAAGAUAUGAUUACAGAGUUACAAGUGCAGUUGAUCUCACAAAGUUGUUUAUGCAAACCCACAUGGCUCACUACACUGGGUUUGACGACACCUGUGAUUCUUCUGCCCUUCUUGGAAUAAUUAUCAAUAUAGACAGCUUUCCAAAUUUGAUUAAACAAGUAUCGGAGAAGGUAGUAUUUUCAUUAUUUCGUGGUGCCGUACUGGGACUCGCUUUGGUACGCAAGCCAACACAACAAAAUGAAACUAACAAAACGAAACUAACAAUUACAAAAGAUAGAACUUGA